Salvelinus namaycush (lake trout) is the source of this 3025-nucleotide messenger RNA. RefSeq lists its product as uncharacterized. The record is from RefSeq and is a predicted model, not a curated record. Bases 442 to 2202 code for a protein of 586 amino acids. The transcript is spliced from 2 exons. Lineage: Eukaryota; Metazoa; Chordata; Actinopteri; Salmoniformes; Salmonidae.
GUAACAUAAGAUCAUGCUGAUCAAAUGUAUAUUUACAUUUAUCUUUACAAUAGGAUCAUGAGUGUCUUCAUUGCAGUGCCAUUGGUUAACAGUCAUGUUAUGUCUUUGCUUUCAGUAUGGAGGAUUCUGACUACUUUGCACAGUUCCCAGAGAAGGGUGAAGGUAAAGCAGGACUGCUGCAUAUGAGUAUCACACAGAGUUAUUACAAAGUUGUAAAAGGAUGAAACAAAAGAGAGAGAGUAAGGAGACAUUUUUCUAUCCUUAUUUUGACUCUCGCUAUAUUCACUGUUUCAAUCAUACUGUUACCUCUCAGGCCAGUCCAAUACAUACAAUGUACGUACAGAGUUUUACAUGAAAGUGUACAUUUAGAAUAAUGGGUAGUGUGAUUAACUGUUGACCUUUGUUUUUGAAGAUGAACCGGUGACUAAGCCAGUGCCAGACAUGUUGAUGCCCAGUCCUCAGUGUCCAGUCAUUCUUCAACCAGAGCUUGACUUAGAGACUGCCGAUGACAUACCCAGUUCUCCUCUCCCAGCCAACCUAGACCUUCCAUUAGCAGAUGGAACACUGUCCAGUGCCACUGUAUCCCUGGGUAAACAAUCACCUCAUGUGUUUUCCACAUCCACAACACAAGCCAAUGAAGUACUAUCCAAACCUGUAGCAUCUGAAGCCAACCAACUGACAACUGAAUCAGAGCCUUCACAGGAACUGGACUGUGAAUUACUAAAACUGGAUUGUGAAAUACCCAAACUGGACUCUGAAUUAGAAGAACAUGUUCCACCACCACUCCACAUCAGCAUUGCGGAGGAGGAUAGUAGUCCCUCUACACACCUGCACAUUCGAACACCACCUAAUGUCAGCAUUGCUGAAGCAUCAGUUGACAAGAAUGAGGAAAAGGGAGGAGGAACAUCCCAGGAAAAGCCCAAAGAUAGUAGUUCUUCCACACCUCUGAGCUCAUCUCCAACACCUCUCCACAGCAGCAUGGCUGAAGCCUCAGAUGUUGAUGAGGAGGAAAAAGAGGAGGAUGAGGGAGGAGCCUUCACUCUGAAACACACAGAACCACACUCCGAACUUGACCCACCUCACACGGAGAUCCAAGCCAACAUGCCUUCUUCACUGGAAGAUGUUUUAUAUCAGAGUGUGCUUUCUGCAACACCAAAUGUAGUGGUGGGGAAGUUGGUGGAGGAGGAGGAGGAUGUUGAGGAGGUGGAGAACGAGGUGCCGGAGCAGGGGUCAAAGGUGGAGGAGGAUCCAAGGCAGGAAGCAGAGAAAGAUGCAGAGGAGGAAAACGAGAAGUCCUUCAGAAUUCAGGAGCCAAGCACCAGCUCCUCAAGUCACCUAGAACAUCCCUCAGAUUCCACCCACUGUAAGCUCAGCAGAGCUGAGGAGGGUAGCAAAUCCCAGAUAAAGGUUUCCUCUGAGGCCUCCCCAUCUCUCCCUGAAGAGUCUGAUGAUAAGCAGCUGACAUCAAUGGAUGACGGCAUGGCCAGAGAAGAUGGAGUCCUGAUGCUAGAGGCUGUUGGGCCCAAGCUAGAGAGCUUCCAGGCAGGUGGCGAAGUAGGUGUAGUUGUAGAUGUAGUAGCCACCUGUCCGUGGCACCCUCCCAUGGUGACCGUGACACACCUUGGGCCCACAGGAGAGGACAGAAUGACCCUGAGUCUGGCCAGCCACACUGCUGAGCCGCCCAAUGACGCCUCACAGACGUCCCCUCCUGUGUCUCACCAGCGCUUCAAGCGAGGGGUGGCAGCCGGCCUGAGCGAGCUGGCAGCUGUGCUCUCUGAGGACUCAGGCAGCUCUAAGCAGCAGGAUGACAUCACUGCUAGGGAACACACCUCUCCUGGGUUGGAGAGCCAGACACCUCUGGGAGUUCAGCGCAAAACCGUAUCUUUUGCAGUCACAGAGAACAUCUCAGAGUCAUCCAUGACCAUGACCCAAGGUGGUACUAGCAGUUCAAAUGAGGAAGACGCUACUACGGCUGACGAAGAGGAGGAGACUUUCCAGGUUUCCUCAGAAACAGGUCUACCAAGCAGAUCAUCAGAGGCUCAUAUCACCAAGCCCCUAAGCCCCCAGGCUGAACCGACCCUGGACAGGACACUGAUCCCAUCCAUCGUGUUCCUGAGUGUGGCCAUUGGUCUCGUCGUCGGGCUUCAUGAACCCAGCACCUUCCUCUUCAUGGGACUAUUCCUUGUCUCCCUCUGUUUCUGAGGUGUUUUGAGGGGUUCCUCCUUUUAAAACGUGUGAAGUGACUUAACCCCAUUUUAAGUGCCUUUUCAUGUUACCAAACAAUCUUGUAUUAUGAGCACAAUUGGUUCUUGGUGUUUUAUUUUAAAUGUGUGCCUGUGGAAGUGUGUAUAUUUUUGUUUGUUUUCAUAAGAGAAGGGAUCUUGUUCGUUAAAAGUAGCGAGAAGUUAAUUGGAUUUCCAGUGUUCCAUGCCAAGAGUUAGAUAGUCAAAAAACUGUUUGAGUUUGUUAAAACAUAACCAUGCAAUACUAAGGCCUAAUUAUGUUCUUAAAGGGUUUGCGUAUGAUUUUGUGUAUAAAACAUGGAAAUCCAAAGAAUUGUUGAGAAGUGUGACUGUCGGCUGUUUGGAAUCAGAAUGUAUGUAUGUUCUAGAUUGGGCUGGGAGACUGAAACUGGUGAAGAUUGUAGAUAGUAAGGUAAACACAGGUUCCUUGGGUAAGGACAGUAGCUACAAGAUAAAGUAUGUUCAUAUGACUGCCUAAUGCAAAAUGUUGUCAUUUGUGCUCUGAGAAUUGCCAGUCCUCACAUUUUAGAAUAGUGGUGUGCUGUGGUAAUCCUUUUACAGUGGUCUACUGUUGCUGCUAUCAGAUGGUAGUUCAUGCAAGUUAAAGCCUACACAGUUUCACAAUUUAUCUAGCUACAAAUCUAGAUAGACAGAAAUUAGACUGACUGAGUUGUAACAACUGUUCACUGUGAUGAUACCUGAAAGGAUGUUUGAAGUGAUUUAUGUGUUUGCAGUGUGUAUGUCUGGGUAUGGUGUGUUAUGGUUCCCAUAAAAUCAGAUGA